UCCACCCUCGCCGCCGCAUCCACCCCCACCACAGAACAAGAAAGCGAAAUCCCACAAUUCACAGACUGCCCCCCCGACGUGACCCUCCUCGGCCGCUCCACCUGGACGCUCCUCCACUCCAUCACCGCAACCUACCCCGUCUCCCCCUCCCCUGCACACCAGCGCUCCGCCCUCUCCUUCGUCUCCGCGCUCGGGACGCUGUACCCGUGCUGGCACUGCGCGGGCGAUUUCCGCGAGUGGAUGGCGAGGGACGGGAACGCGCCGCGGGUGAGCAGUAGAGAGGAGUUCGGGCGCUGGAUGUGCGAGGCGCAUAAUGCGGUUAAUGUUAAGUUGGGGAAGGGGGUGUUUGAUUGUGGGAGGUGGGAGGAGAGGUGGGGGGCGGGGUGGAGGGAUGGGAGGUGUGAUUGA
Messenger RNA from Aaosphaeria arxii CBS 175.79, 408 nucleotides. RefSeq lists its product as uncharacterized. The record is from RefSeq and is a predicted model, not a curated record. NCBI's taxonomy places the organism in Eukaryota, Fungi, Ascomycota, Dothideomycetes, Pleosporales. The annotation marks the transcript as partial. Gene Ontology annotation, cellular component: mitochondrion. Gene Ontology annotation, molecular function: flavin-dependent sulfhydryl oxidase activity; flavin adenine dinucleotide binding. The transcript has a single exon.